AUGGAGCAGUCGCUGGCUGAUAGCGGGCCGAUGGUGUCGGCGGCGGAGCAGUGCUGUCGUCGAGAUGGUGCGACGGUAUAUCUCGGCGUGUUCCGAGUGAGAUUAGAGAGAGUGUCGCGUUGCUCGGCCGACGGCCCGGAGCCUGGCCGCGGCCAGGGCCUGGGCGCGCCAUGGACGCCGCCGCCGAUCCGCUGCGAGCGGUCAGGCCCGUCACGGCCUCCGCGACGUUGCGCCAUUUCGAGCGUUCGGAUCGUCCGUGAGAGUGAGCCGAGGCGAGGGCACGGCGACGUCGCAGCGGCAGGGCGGCAGGGCGCCGUCGCCGAUAGCCAUCUCGUAGCGCGGCGGCCGAGCGUGACCGCACCGCCACCGCCUUGCGAGCGAGCCUUUCAAGUCCCCUUAUAUCUCAUACGAAUCGCCGCAGACUUCAUCUUAAAUGAGAAUCGUGUUUACAAUUUUCGCGAGUCAUACGGUACCUGUCCCGCCUCCCUUUGUGCGAGGACAACACGAGAGGGCCUAGGCUGA
This is a messenger RNA of Danaus chrysippus (African queen), 522 nucleotides long. The record is from the annotation of a GenBank genome assembly. NCBI's taxonomy places the organism in Eukaryota, Metazoa, Arthropoda, Insecta, Lepidoptera, Nymphalidae.